Molecule: messenger RNA, 2129 nt
Organism: Nasonia vitripennis (jewel wasp)
Lineage: Eukaryota; Metazoa; Arthropoda; Insecta; Hymenoptera; Pteromalidae
Product: venom dipeptidyl peptidase 4
Exons: 10
Coding region: 1-1797 (598 amino acids)
Biological process (GO): proteolysis
Molecular function (GO): serine-type peptidase activity; dipeptidyl-peptidase activity
Source: RefSeq, a predicted model, not a curated record
AUGAAAUUUUACUCUUGUCAAUUUCUUGUCAAACAAAAAGACUUUGUUCAUGGCGCCCAGGCUUAUCCGCAGAGUCUUCUUUUCGUCCAAUCUUUUUGGGAGCUGUGUGAAUACUACUUUACCACUGCCUCCUGGAUAUCGCCGAUGGAAAUUUGUAUUACGUGGAUGAAUCGUCCUCAAAAUUUAUCUGUUGUUUCAAUAUGUAAAAGUCCUCUAUGGAAAUGCAAUGAAAUUCAAAAAGUAGUUGGUGAAACUCAUGGGUGGGUGGAUACUCCGCCAGAAUCUCCUAUAUUUUCAAUAAAUGGUAGUAGUUAUAUUGCUAUAUCGCCAGUCAGAGAUGGCCCAGCAGGUUUCUACAAACAUAUAGUAUGGGUCAAUGUCUUGAAUCAGAAAAUCGUACCACUCACUCAUGGAAAAUUUGAAGUAACAAGAAUACUCGCAUGGGACCAAAUAAAUAAUACAAUAUAUUUUAUGGCGAUUCCUUCUAACAACCCAUCACAACGUCACUUGUACUGUGUAAGCUCCCUUAUACCGAGAAUUGGCAAUUCAAUGCAUGCAGCCGUAUGCCUAAGCUGUAGAUCUAUGAAUCAGAGAACCAAUCAUAUAUUUAUGGAUUUUAUAUCUGCACGAUCUACUGUUACUGAACGUGCAGCGCACGCUAAAUACAUUGAUGUACUUAUUGGGGAAGAGAAACACAAAGACGAUGUCUCUGUUCCAGUUAUACCAGCAAAGACUCUCAACGAGUCCCGAAGAAAAGGUGAAAGAUCUAAACUACCGAAAACGCUGGAAACUUGUCAGUAUUUUAAUGCCAUCUUUUCGCCAAAUCUGGAUUACUUCGUACUAGAAUGUCUUGGUCCUGGAAUCCCAACUGUAGCACUUUAUAAGACUGAAACCCCAAUGCCACGUUUCCUUACUUUACUGCAAAACAAUACACUUCUUAAGGAACGAAUAUCGCACCUAGCACUUCCUCAAAUCAAAACGUUUCCAGUUCAGAUAAGCGGAGGUUACAAUGCACAAGUAAGGCUAUACUUACCGCCUGGGUUACGAGAGGAUGAAAUUACGCGUUAUCCAUUGGUUGUCCAAGUUUAUGGUGCACCAGGUUCUCAGCUAGUUACAGAUGUGUUCAAAAUUGAUUGGAAUGUAUAUUUGUCUAGCAGAAAAAACAUAAUCAUCGCUCAAAUAGAUGGCCGUGGUAGUGGUGGACAAGGUUAUCAGUUAUUACAUGAAGUCUAUAAAAGACUUGGUACAGUUGAAAUCACAGAUCAAUUAGAAGUUACAGAAUAUUUACGUGAUUCAUUGCAUUUUGUGGACAAACGACGCGUUGCAGUAUGGGGGUGGAGCUAUGGCGGAUUUGUUGCAGCCCAUGUACUUGCACAUGCAGAUCAAGAUGUUUUUCAUUGUGGAAUAAGUGUAGCGCCUAUAGUAUCAUGGAAACUUUACGAUUCAGCAUAUGCUGAAAGAUAUAUGGGAUCGCCAAACUUUACUGCUAACUACCAAGGUUAUGUAGAAGCUGAUCUUAGUAAUAAAGUCGAACAUUUACGUAACAGGAUGUUUUAUCUUAUACAUGGCACUGCAGAUGAUAAUGUUCAAUUUCAACAAUCAAUGGUUCUAGUACGAAGUAUGGCAAAAAAAGGCAUUUUGUUUCGCCAACAGGUAUAUCCAGAUGUAAGUCAUAGUCUGGCUGGUGUGAAAGAGCAUCUCUAUUUAUCAAUGGCUCAAUUUUUAGAUGAUUGCUUUUUAAAACAAGUACCUGUUGACUCAAAAGCUGGCUUAAGCAGCGGUGGUUCCACAGCAUAACAAAAUGUGAUAAAUUACAUUUGAUUUAUUACAAUAGAACUACACCUGGAAUCAUAUUCACACAUAUUAAAAUCAAUGUUACUUAUCUAUUGAAUACUUCCAAUGUAUCAUUCAUAGAUUUCAAAUAACGCAAUUUACUGAUUCAUGCAAAAUUAUUCUAUUAAAGCCUGUUUUUCCGUAUUUAUAUGCACCCAACAAUAAAGUAACUUUGAAUAAUGAGACAGCCUGCCAAUAAGUUAAUUUUAUUGUUGCGUGUACUAUUUGGCUAUGAAUCUGUAAAUAACUAUAAAAAUAACUGUUACAAUUAUUAUUAAAUGUUUAUUACCAACGUA